Molecule: messenger RNA, 660 nt
Organism: Colletotrichum aenigma
Lineage: Eukaryota; Fungi; Ascomycota; Sordariomycetes; Glomerellales; Glomerellaceae
Exons: 2
Coding region: 1-660 (219 amino acids)
Source: RefSeq, a predicted model, not a curated record
AUGCCCUACCCGUACUAUGGCCCGCAAGCGGGUGACAUGUCAACGAUCUCGCUGGAGCACGCGCAGGCUAUUCUGAGAUUCCUUUCUCAGGACAGCAUCGUCAAGCGAAAGAUCCAUGAUAUGCACCAGAACUUGAUUGACCAGGAUAUCGGCAGACGGCUUGAGGUAUUGCGGUCAGGGGAACCAGCUAAGCCGCUGGCUAUCUGCGUUGAUUGCAAGGAGGCAUUUGAUGCUGACACGUCUCACCGGGGCGAUUGCCGGUAUCAUGAUGGACUCCUCGAGCCAGACUAUGACGACGAUACCUGGGCUGAUCACGACGAAAGAUGUCAUGGCCCCAUUGACACAGCUGAAAAUCGCGAGAUGUACCUGGAGGCGUUUAAAUGGGAAUGCUGCGACGAACCGGGCGAUGCUGAAGGGUGUCAAAGGGGUGCUCAUAGGGCUAUUGAGAGCGUGGAGAAAUCAGGCGGCCCGGUGGAGGACUACGAGAGCACCGAAGAGGAAGAUGACGAUGAAGAAGAAGAGGAAGUCGAAGCUAGAAACAAAAAGGAUGAAGACCCCGAAGUCGUCAUUGUGGGAGAAAGACAAGUUGUCAACAAGCGCAAAGCUGAUGACAGCUUUGAAGUCUCCGUCUAUGCCCAGAAGACCAAAAGGGGUUGGUGA